This is a messenger RNA of Siniperca chuatsi (mandarin fish), 1508 nucleotides long. It is a transcript of the gene mlf2, whose product is annotated as myeloid leukemia factor 2. The transcript is spliced from 8 exons. Lineage: Eukaryota; Metazoa; Chordata; Actinopteri; Centrarchiformes; Sinipercidae. Gene Ontology annotation, biological process: regulation of DNA-templated transcription. Bases 273 to 1025 code for a protein of 250 amino acids. Gene Ontology annotation, cellular component: cytoplasm; nucleus. The record is from RefSeq and is a predicted model, not a curated record.
AGUAGUGUUGCUUCUCUUUGUCAGAGGACCGACUUCCGUUUUCAUGUUUGGUCCAGGUUUCUGGAAUUUACUAUCUAGUGAGACUGAGCUAUCUGUCUCUUUGAUAAACAGUAGCAGUGAUUUGGUAUUUUCGUGACGGAGCUAGUAAAAGGUCCUCCAUUUCAGCCUGAUUAGAGUUUGAGUCCGUCAUUCUAUUUCAUCCUUGAAAAACACGACUGUUUACCUAGCUAGCUGGCUAGCAUCAGCCAGCUGAGUUAAAUCACCUAGCUAGCAUGUUUCGGUUCUUGAAUGACGUUGAUGACGACCCCUACAUGAUGGAUCCAUUUGCAGCUCACAGGCAGCAGAUGAGGGUUCUGUUUGGACCAUUUGGCAUGGACCCCUUUGCUCUUGCCCCCCAGAUGCAGCCUCACCGUGCACCACGCAGACAGGCUGGUCAGCUGACCCCCUUUGGCAUGAUGGGAAUGGGUGGAGGGUUCAUGGAUAUGUUUGGCAUGAUGGGAGAAAUGAUGGGAAACGUGGAAAGAAUGUCUGGUUCACCAAACUGUCAGACGUUUUCCUCUUCAACAGUGAUCUCCUACUCCUCUUCAGAUUUAGGGGCUCCUGAAGUUUAUCAGCAGACCAGUGCAACGAGAACAGGCCCUGGAGGGAUCCGUGAGACACGGCAGUCAAUGAGAGACAGUGAGAGCGGCCUCGAGCGUCUUGCCAUCGGCCAUCACAUUGGGGAUCGUGCACACAUAAUGGAGCGUUCACGAAAUCGCCGCACUGGAGACCGCGAGGAACGACAAGACUUCAUUAACCUUGAUGAGACUGACGCUGCAGCGUUUGAUGAGGAGUGGAGGAGGGAGGCAGGAAGAUACGUUCCCCCGACUGCCCGGGCACUGGACUACAGCGCCCGGGCAGAUCGACGGGCAGGAGGCCAGCAGCUGGCCCUUACUGCCCCUCCCAGCUCAACGACCCCACCAGGCCAUCGGCACGAGUCUCCCAGACACCGCCAGCCCCACACCCGUCCACGUUACGACUGGUGAGAGAUGUCACACUUGGGCGAACAGAUGGAAGGAGUUGAGGGAAGACUUCCCCGAUGCUGUGAACCACGCUGAAGACGGAAGUUGUUGAACGUCACAACUGUCCGUUGUAAAUGUUUGAUAUGACUGGACUGUCUUUACAUGAACAACAUACACACAUACACACACACAACAAAAACCCCACACACUUGAUAGUUACAUUUACAGUUAUACUUCUCCACUGUUACACUCAACACACACACACACACAAUAGCACCCCUGCGCAAACAUGGGUAUAACUACACUCACUUUAUAUAUACUCAUUCUCAAAACUUGACAUGUGUUUUUGCCCACUGCACUUAAGUGCUACAUUAUACAGUACAUCUGCUGUACAGUCCAUUUUAUGUUUGUGAAGACACUAGUGUGUCAGUGAAUUGAAUUGUAUACUGUUAACUAAUGAAUCUAACUAAAUAAAAGUUCAUUAAACAUUGUUAGAUAAUUACAAAA